This is a messenger RNA of Saccostrea cuccullata (small rock oyster), 2328 nucleotides long. RefSeq names its product transcriptional repressor scratch 2-like. The transcript is spliced from 2 exons. The record is from RefSeq and is a predicted model, not a curated record. NCBI's taxonomy places the organism in Eukaryota, Metazoa, Mollusca, Bivalvia, Ostreida, Ostreidae. Gene Ontology annotation, biological process: regulation of DNA-templated transcription. Gene Ontology annotation, molecular function: RNA polymerase II cis-regulatory region sequence-specific DNA binding; DNA-binding transcription factor activity, RNA polymerase II-specific. Bases 386 to 1312 code for a protein of 308 amino acids.
UUUGUCAACGCGCUACAGCACUUUCGUCGCAUUGUUCAGGGCAAGUUCAAUUAUUCAUACCAAAUAUUACCAAUUCUUUGCUGCGAUUCGUGGAGGCGCGUGUCGUUUGAUUGGCAUGCGACCGGGUAUAUAAGACCGUUUAUGGAAGCGUGAGAACGAACUUAUCACUUAACUUGUGAAAGACAAAAAAGAAGAAAAUUUUCCCCUAGCAAAUCUGCAACCUCCCAACAUGUCGUCAAAGGCCAAAAUUUUUGGAUGAAGUUACGUAUGAGUCAAAAAGAAAAAUUCCUCUGGAUCUUAUAUGACGAAAACUCCAAAAUGUAGACCUAAAAGGUGAUUCCAAACUUUUGAAACUUUAUCGAAGCUGCAGUGACGGUUUGAAAAAAUGCCACGAUCAUUUCUAGUCAAGAAGGUAAAAUGUGAUGAGGAUCGUCAACCGAACCAGUACCGAAUCAGGGACGUCUUCGAGGAGUCCGUGGCGAGUUUUAAGGCGGCUACACCCUUCACCCCGAUGGUUCAACCCCUGUCGGUCCGCAUCAGCAACGGUUACAUUCAAGACGUCGUUGUUCCAACACUGCCACAAAACUCAGCCACAGUAUUACAUGAUGCAGAAUCGAGAAACAGGUAUGAAGAAAAUCCUCUUGAAGAAACUCCCUCUCCCGAACUAGUUCCUGAGAAGAACUCGGAGGUUGAAGUUCGGACAUCUCUUCCUAGUAUGCAUACUGUUGGCUAUACGUACGAUGCGUUUUUCGUCAGUGAUGGGAGAGCAAGAAAGAACGCGUUUGGGAUUCUGACCAAAACCCAGAAACAAAGAUAUACCUGCAACGAAUGCGGAAAAGAUUAUGCCACAUCAUCGAAUCUUUCACGUCACAAGCAAACACAUCGAAGUCUGGAAAGCCACUCAGCCAAGAAAUGUCCACACUGUGACAAGGUUUAUGUGAGCAUGCCUGCUUUAUCCAUGCACAUUCUUACUCACGAACUCAAACACAAGUGCGACAUUUGCGGUAAAGCGUUUUCAAGACCAUGGCUUCUUCAGGGUCACAGAAGGUCUCACACCGGCGAAAAACCCUUCGGAUGCGCGCAUUGUGGUAAAGCUUUUGCUGACAGAUCAAACCUUCGAGCACAUAUGCAAACCCAUUCAGCAUUCAAACACUAUAAAUGCAAGAGAUGUGACAAAUCUUUUGCUCUGAAAUCGUACCUGAACAAGCAUUAUGAGUCGGCGUGUAUAAAAGACGGGACCGAAUCCGAGACGGGCUCCUUAGUAUCCGAGCUAUCUACAAUCUCGGAGAUAUCUUGCUAUUCCGACUCAUAAGAUGUUGUACAUUGUACACUUUAAGACUUGUCACGAUUCUGAAGAAUUUCAACCCUUGUGCCAACAUGACAAUUCCUGAAAAUGGCAUGUGUAAUUUCCUGUUUACCUUUUUCGUGGCAGAUUGACUUCAAGAUUUUCAUAUCAAGAUAAACUAGAUCCUAUUUUCGUAGAAUUUUUAUAGUAUUUUACACUGUUCUCUUUCGAUAUCAUCACCAUUGUGUCUUCGUGUUGCAAACUGUUGUUGCUCUACCUAAAGAUUUGCAGAAGAAAUCAAGCAAUAUAAUUUUUGAUAUAUGCACAUCACUUUCUAGAUUUAUGUAUUUUUGAAAAAAAAAAUUAAGUCAGUGGUGAUUUAUUAUUUUGCCUUAUAGAUAUGUAAUUGCUUUAAUUUCUGUACAUUUUCACACUGUAGAGGUGUUCGAACAACAUUUGCUGUUGUCUGUAGUGCUUUUGUCGUUUUGGCUUCGCUUUGGGCUCAAAGCAUUCAUGAGUUAUCUAGUCCCUAUUAACUCUAGUCAGUCACGAGGAACAAACGUUUCUUCGUUGACCCGUUAACAUCUAUGAUAAUUCAGAGUCGAAUAUGUAAGUAAAACAUCAAAAAUGGCGACUUUUUUGUGCGUAACUAUAAUUGUUAGAGCGUCUGUGUGCAUCUGAGUUGUAGAAUGAUAUUAAUUUUGUAUUGCAUUCUAGCUCUCGUCAUGGUUGUGAAUUUGUAGAUACUUGACUUCGUACAUGCUGUUGUUUGCUUCGGCAGCUUUAAAAUUAAUUUUAUUUUAUUAUCAUUAGAAAUAUUUUAUUUCAAACAGGUGCGGAAUUUUUACAUAUUUGUGUGUUUAAUUUUUACAACAAUAGUUCUCUUUUAAAUAUUUUUAUUGAUUAUGAUGACCUUGUAUAUUAAUUACAUUUCCAACUUAACAUUUAACUCCUAUUUGUUAUUUCUUCUUUUCCUCUAUCCUAACUGGAGGAUUUGUUUUUCUGGAACAUGUGCAAUAUUGCCGCUAUCAGUAUUACCUUUG